CAGGCACGGCGCGCCCUUCGGUUUCGCGAGCUGGUGUUUGCCGCCUCGGUUCCCGCGACCCCAACGUCCCAGAGGCGGGUCCGAAGCUGUCCAGGCGCUUGCUGGAGCCUUCUUCUGUGUCGGCAACGGCCCGAGCCCAGCGGUGCGGAGCCUGCCCUGCGUGGGGCUUGGCCCUCCCUGCUAGCGCCAGGGCCGGAAGCUGCCGGGAAAGGAGGGUGGGUUGCGGGGCCUUGUGUCGGGUUCGGUCCUCAAGGACGCUGGCGCCGAUGACUAGCAGGGCAGUGACGAGGAGUAAAUCGGAGCGCCGAUUCCUUGGGCGUCGUCCACUCUGCGGUGUGUGGUGCAGUCGGUAACGUGCCAUGUAAAGCCGUGGACCCAAGCCCUGGCUCCGACCCGGUGAGGGGCUGCUGAGGAUUUGAAAUUGAAUAAAUCAUUGGUCAAAUAUUAAGGAGUCUAUAUUCUCUUGUAAGACCCCAGAUGAAUAGCAGGUUUGCUUCAAGUAGGAUGGUACCUUUUUAUUUUCCUCCAUCAAAGUAUGCUCUUUGGAACCCAAUGCCAAUUGGAGAUGUCAUCUACUUACAUCUCAAUUACUACAGAAAUCCCAAGAUUUUUGUGACUGAAAAGACCCUUCGGCUUGCUUAUCGUCAUGCUAAGCAGAAUCAGAAAAUUUUGUCAUGCUUUUUUCUUGGUUCUCUUACAGUGGAUGAAGAUGAAGAAGGUGUCACAUUGAGAGUAGAUCGCUUUGAUCCUGGUCGAGAAAUACCUGAAUGUUUAGAAAAAAUCCCAAGUGCCUCUCUUCCUGGGGACUUUUUGAUUCCAUGCAAAAUUCAUACUCAAGGACUUGGUGCAAGAGAAAUUAUGGCUCACAGUGCAGAUGACUUGAGUUCAACUUUUAAGGCUUUGCAACAUCAUGUAAGUAGCAAAGACUCCUUGGACUGUAGUAAGCUGCUUUCGCUAAGAGCUCAAAUCGCUUUCCGGGAGAAUCUGGACGAUGUGGAUUUCGAGUUUUGUUGGGCAGCAGUAACCUUCUCAAAUAACUUUAAAUGCACACCUGUGAGGCCCAUCCCCAUUAUUCCAACAGCUUUGGCAAGAAACUUGAGCAGUAAUUUGAAUAUUGCUCAAGUUCAAGGAACUUAUAAAUAUGGGUAUCUUACCAUGGAUGAAACACGCAAAUUGUUACUUUUGCUGGAAUCUGAUCCUAAAGUUUAUUCUCUGCCAUUAGUGGGAAUUUGGCUGUCUGGAAUUAUACAUAUCUACAGUCCUCAAGUAUGGGCUUGCUGCUUGCGAUACAUGUUUAGUUCUUCUAUUCAAGAAAGAGUUUUUUCGGAAUCUGGAAAUUUCAUCAUAGUCCUCUACUCUCUGACACAUAAGGAACCCGAGUUUUAUGAAUGCCUUCCUUGUGACAGUCGUGUCUCUGACCUUCAGUUUCAGUUAUUAACCAACAAAGAGACAUUACAUCUUUUCAAAAAUGUUGAGCCUUCUGACAAAAAUUCAAUCCAUUUUGAACUGAGUGCCGAAAGCCAAGCUGCAGAAACAGAGUUCUUCAACAAGGUUUCUGCGAAUCUUUCAGUUAAGAGAUCAUCCCAAAAAUCAUCUCCUGGGAAAAUGCCGCUAAGUGAUCCUGACUCUGGUGUUGAAGAUGAAGAUUUUUCUCCAAGACCCAUUCCUAGUCCUCAUCCAGUGAGUCAGAAGAUUUCAAAGAUCCAACCGUCAGUUCCUGAACUUUCGCUUGUGUUGGAUGGCAGUAUUACGGAAUCAAACCCUCUGCCUAAGCCGCUGGAAAUGGUGAACGAUGACCAUCCUCCUCUGUUAAUGAACCACUCUGAACCCUUGAAACCACUGCAACCCCACAUCUGUGAUGAGAAACAGAGCUUUGAACCUGGAGAAUCUUCCUUGAGACAGAUACCAAAUCAGUUAAGGCAGGGAACUGUUCCUUUGAGACACUGCAAAGUAAGACAGCCAUCUGCCUGUGCAAAAGGAAGCCCUUAUAUCAGGGACAGUGUCAAACCAUCUUUUCCUAAUGGGCCAGUUUCUGAUACAUCUGAAAAGCUUCAGUCUUCUCUUGCUCCACAGCCUCACUUUAACAAUUUUGUUUCACCCCCUAUUUUGGAAGGACCAGUGGAACUUCAGCUGCCUACUCUACCAUCACCAUCUUACUGUUGUGCAAAUGUUUGUGGAUGUUGUCAGCAUCAUGGCCAUAUUCAAUAUAGUCCAAUAAAGUCUUGGCAAGGUACAAAUACAAUAGGAUCAUUUCAAGACCUGCCAUCUGAAGCUCUUCAGAAGCAUCCAUUAAUUCACCCAAGUGGAUAUCCUGUUGUGUGCCAUAACGCCUUGUAUUCUUCAAGUAGUCCAAUAGCCUUGAGACCUCAGGGAGGUAUGGGCAAUUGUUCUCCUUGCAACAAUACUGAACCAUCUCCUGUGGCAAAUCUGCCUUCACGUGUGGAUCCUUGUACUCCACAGCCCUAUGCAGUGUGUAUUCACACACCCAAGACUGCAUCUGAUAAUGGCAUGAUGGGCCUGACUCCAGAUGCAUAUCGGUUCCUCACAGAACAAGACAGACAGCUAAGACUACUUCAGGCCCAGAUUGAGCGUUUGUUGGCAGCACAGCCCUGCUCCUGUAAGACAACCAGUGUUGAAGACACAGUGCAAGCAGCGAGACAAAAGGAGCUCGUUUCCAUGGAAGCACAACCUUCCCCUGGCUUAUACAUGAGAAAAAGUGUGAGCAUUGCAGUGAGCACAGGUGCUAGCUUGUUCUGGAAUGCAGCGGGUGAUGACCAGGAGCCAGACCCUCAGCUGAAGCACGAUGAUACCAAGAUUUCCAGUGAGGACAUGAAUUUUUCUGUUGAUAUUAAUAAUGAAAUCACAAGUCCGCCGGGUAGUGCCUCGUCCUUAAAAGCCGUUGAUAUUCCCAGCUUUGAAGAGAGCAACAUUGCUGUGGAAGAAGAUUGUAAUCAGCCACUUUCUGUGUCAAACUCCUCCCCAAAUAAAAGGAAGGAACCUGAGGUGCGAGUCGGCUUGCAGUGUCUGCUUGCAGACAGUGUAAACAUGUGCUUACAGACACGACCAACAGAGGGCGCCAACGACCCUGAAACAUCUCCAGAGACGAAAACCAAGCAGGGAGUGCGACCCUUGCCACAUGGACCGUCUGAGAACCAGAAAAUUUAUGAGGAAUUAUUGGGUCAAGUGAACCACCUAUUAAAUAACUCCUCCCAAGAAACUGAGCAGCCAUCUGCCAAAGCAGUAAUAAUUAGCCACGAAUGUACCAGAACCGAGAAUGUUUACCAACAAAAGAAAAAAAUACAAGAUUCAGCACUGGUAGACAAAGAUUGUGUCCUUAAUGCAACUAUUAAGCAGCUAAGAAGCCUUGGAGUAAAAAUUGAUUCUCCCACUAAAGUGAAGAAAAAUGCACAUAAAGUGGAUCAUGCCAGUGUAUUGGCGUGCAUCAGCCCGGAAGCAGUGAUCUCUGGACUAAACUACAUGUCAUUUGCUAAUGUUGGUGUGAGUGGUUUAAGCCCCAACGGUGUGGACUUGAGCAUGGAGGCAAAUGCCAUAGCUCUGAAAUACUUAAAUGAAAAUCAGCUGUCACAACUAUCUCUUAAUCAGUCAAAUCAAAAUCACUGUGACUCAUUAGUCAGUCCUUUGCAUGUUAAUGGGGACAGAAGUACAGUUGGGCUGAGUUUAAUUUCACCAAGCAACAUGUCAUUUGCAACCAAAAAAUACAUGAAGAGAUAUGGACUCAUACAAAGCAGUGACAAUAGUGAAGAUGAGGAGGAGCCUCCCACCAGUGCAGACAAGAGUGAACCCGUGCUGAUUGAAAACCUUGCAGCCACGGCCGAACAACUCAGUCAUCAGAAAGUAUCUCCUAGGAACACCUGUGAGGUAGUUAACUGCUACAGCUGUGAGUCUGUGGGCACCCACCCAGACAUGCCAGUGUUGAGAAAUAUUACAAAUGAAGCUGUACCACCAAAAGCAAAACAGCAGUUGAGUGAAAACCCAGAUUUCUUGCUAAAGAAGCUUAAACCAAGUCCUGCAGUGAACCUCCGGACUGGAAAAGCAGAGUUUACCCAACACCCUGAGAAGGAAAAUGAAAAGAAGGUUCUGGUUUUCCCAGAAAGUUUGCAGCCUUCUGAGACUUUAAACCAAAUGAAUAGCAUGAAUUCAGUAGGCCCCUUCUUAGAUGUAAAGCGUCUCAGGCAGCUGCCGAAGCUGUUUUAAACCUUUAGCCUCCUGCUCUUGUGGGAAGCCAGAGCCUUUUGCUAGUUUUGAGGUUUGCGGUCAUUCUAGCACUCAGGCUGAUCCUUGGUGGCAGCCGUUCGCAAAGAGCUGGCCAGGUGACUUGGUCACCUACGUGAGGUCAGUUACUGCAGACACCACACUUCCGAAUCUGCGCUGCUCUUUCUACUGGGUGCUUCAGGACGGGAGUCCAUUGUCUUGGCGUGUCGGACCUCUGCAUCUACCCCGUGUCACCUACUGAACAUGAAGUCCUCACGACUUAGGUUAAAAUAGAAAAAUCAGCCCUUCUUGAGUUUAAGGGAAAUAGUUAUCUUUUUUAAAUAACCAAAUCUUUUGUACAGGGACAGCAUUUCCUCUUAAGAUGUAUUUGUAACACUGUGGAAGUAAAACUUGUGCAGUGUGAUGGGCUUAUGUUAAUGUGACAUUUUCAAUGUACAGCACUAGUUGCCAUAGGAUGAUAAAAUUGUUGGGUAGGUUUUAUAAACUGAGCUAUUCAAAUGACUUAAUAUUUUUGAUAGGACUUAAUAAUAAAAAGUCUUCUUUUGUUA
Messenger RNA from Ochotona princeps (American pika), 4781 nucleotides. RefSeq names its product STIL centriolar assembly protein (gene STIL). Gene Ontology annotation, biological process: smoothened signaling pathway; protein localization to centrosome; mitotic spindle organization. Gene Ontology annotation, cellular component: centriole; centrosome. The coding region runs from base 478 to 4215 and encodes 1245 amino acids. The record is from RefSeq and is a predicted model, not a curated record. NCBI's taxonomy places the organism in Eukaryota, Metazoa, Chordata, Mammalia, Lagomorpha, Ochotonidae. The transcript is spliced from 17 exons.